AUGCCUCAGCUCACACCGGAAUAUGUGAGCCAGAGUAAAGGGCCCCAGAUUUUGGGGACGUUCUGGGCAUUCUUCAUCGUGAGCCUCCUCAUGGUUUCUGCGAGGCUGUACAUUCGAGCGAGGAUGUUGAGGAAUACCGGACCAGAUGACUACAUUAUUGUAGCGUCAAUGGUCCUACUGGCAGGAUACACAACGGUCACAACCGUGAACGUCCACCUGGGCUACGGAACUCAUGCCGCAGUAAUCGAACAAAAAGGUGGCGAAGCCCUACUAGAGAACAUCCUACUCAUCAAUUACAUCGAUUUCACAUUGGGAAUCAUGUCUUUUACGACACCGAAACUCGCCAUCGCCGCUCUGCUGAACCGCAUCUUGAACCCGAGUAAAUGGCAGCGCGUGAUGCUUUGGUUCCUGACGGGGCUGGUCUUCGUGGCGUCGACUAUCUGCAUAAUCGUCCUCUUCACCAUGUGCAAUCCUCCCAAGUCGCUAUGGUUGAUUUCGAUGCAAGUCAACGAAGGCGCAACUUGUCGCCCGAUUUCGAUUCUUGUGGACUAUGCCAUCUUCACGGGGGCUGUAUCCGCCUUCGUCGAUCUAUUCCUUGCCUUCUACCCGACGAUUGUAUUGAUAAAGCUACAAAUGACGCUGAAAAAGAAGUUGGCUCUGUGUGCGGCUUUGGGAUUGGGUGCCGUUGCUUGUGCGAUGGCCAUCGUCAAGUGUUUGCAGUUGCCAGGCCUCGCCGAUGAACAAGAUCCGACGUAUGGAACGGCCGACCUCGUUAUCUGGACUGCAAUCGAAUCCAACAUCAUCAUAAUCGCUUCCUGCAUCCCAACCCUCGGCCCCGUCUACGAAAUGAUCCGCGGCAAGCGCUCCUGGAGCUCCCACCAGCGGUACUACAAAAGCAGCAACCAGCUGCGCUCCUCGUCUGCAGACCACGGCGCAAGGAAGCCGAACUAUGUCGUGCGCAAGCCCCAUGACGACCUAAUGACCACCAACAUCGGCGAGACCAAGGACGGCAGCCAGGAGAGUAUCCUGCGGUCGGAGGAGUUCCAGAACGGCGGCCAUCCGCUGGCGGAGAUUCGGCGCACGGAUAAUGUCACUGUAGAAUAUGAGCGGUCGCAGGAGGUGCAGAAGCCGCCUGCGUCGUGGUAUCCUUAA
Penicillium lagena is the source of this 1152-nucleotide messenger RNA. RefSeq lists its product as uncharacterized. The coding region runs from base 1 to 1152 and encodes 383 amino acids. The transcript has 6 exons. The record is from RefSeq and is a predicted model, not a curated record. Lineage: Eukaryota; Fungi; Ascomycota; Eurotiomycetes; Eurotiales; Aspergillaceae.